Phalaenopsis equestris is the source of this 2024-nucleotide messenger RNA. RefSeq lists its product as uncharacterized. The coding region runs from base 310 to 1845 and encodes 511 amino acids. The record is from RefSeq and is a predicted model, not a curated record. The transcript has 2 exons. NCBI's taxonomy places the organism in Eukaryota, Viridiplantae, Streptophyta, Magnoliopsida, Asparagales, Orchidaceae.
GUUACUAACGGCGACGGUGGAAGGCAAUUCUGAAGACGGCUGUUUGACGGCCAAGCUCGCCUGCCGUCUGGGCCGUCUCCUUCUUCUUCGCGUUUUCUUGCUUCUCGUUCUAUCCCCCGAUUCGAGCGAACGUUAUGAGGAAAGUUCGCGGCUCUGAUUACGGCGGCGGAGCAUUUCUUCUCUCCGGCAUGCAUACUAUUGCUACGGCCUCCGUCCUCGCCGAGACGGAUAGGCAUCAGAGGAGGAGUAGGAGCGUCUUGGGAAUAAAUCAAAUGGACUAUUGCAGAGUUCACAAGGAGUGAAAACCUUAUGGGCGAAUCCCUGCUCGCUUCUCUCUCCAUGGAGAACCACGACCCCUCCACCCUUCUCUCCAUGGAUCCCACUGGAGGUUGCCCUUUUCUGACCGCACCACCUUCUUCGUCCCAUGAAGAUUUUGACCGUGAGAUUAUCCAACGUCAAAUUGUACUUUAUGGCCCACCGGACAUUAACCUCCCAGUUUCAUCAGAUCAAUCUUCUUCCCAGUUCGACCACUGCGAAUUGCUUGACGUUGGCCUCGGAACCCAGUUCUACGAGGCUGAUUCCACUGUCAUAAUCCCUAAGCCUGGUUCUCGAAAAUGUGGAAAGCGAGGAGAUGCCAUAUGGGGUGCCUGGUUUUUCUUCAAUUUCUAUUUCAAGCCUAUCCUCGCUGAGAAAUCCAAAGGAAAGAUUUUAAGGGAUGGAUCUAGUUUCUCUGGAUUCGAGAAAUCAGACAUUCGGCUCGAUGUAUUCUUGGUCCAGCAUGACAUGGAAAACAUGUACAUGUGGGUAUUCAAGGAAAGAGCAGAAAUGGCUCUCGGGAAGAUGCAGCUGAGGAGCUUCAUGAAUGGCCACUCUCGUCAUGGUGAGCCUGAAUUUCCUUUCAAUGUUGAAAAAGGUUUUGUACGAUCCCACCGGAUGCAACGCAAGCAGUACAGGGGCCUUUCUAACCCGCAAUGUGUUCAUGGGAUUGAGGUUGUGACUCAACCCAAUCUUUCAGUUCUUCCUGAACCUGAUUGUAAGAAAUGGGCAGAGCUCACUGGAAGAGAGCUUAAUUUCUCAAUUCCACCAGACGCCAGUGAUUAUUCAUCAUGGAGGAAUCUUCCCAGCACUGAGUUCGAGCUCGAGAGGCCACCACCUCUGUUAAAACCCAUGACUCUCAAUCCACAUCAGAAGAAACUCCUUAAUAGCUCGGGAUUGAACUUGUCCGCCCAGCCAUCAAAUCAUUCAACUCCUGUAGGAAUAGACCUUUCAUCUUCUGGCAGCAAGCGCAAGAAGGAUUAUUUUUCUCAUGGAAUGGAAGAAGACUACUGCUCUCCUAGCAAUUCUAACUCAGAUAGAGCUAUAGAUAUUGAGAUGAAUGUAGUUGAUCCUCCAUGGCUGAAUGAGUUCACUGGCGUCAUGAGACAAGCUUAUGGACCUGUUACUGCUGGAAAGACAAUAUAUGAAGACCAUGAAGGGUAUCUUAUAAUGGUUAGUUUACCUUUUUCUGACCAACAAAGGGUGAAGGUAUCUUGGCGGAACACCCUUACACAUGGAAUAGUUAAGAUACUGUGUUUCAGUACUGCUAGAAUGCCUUAUAUAAAGAGACAUGAGAGGACUUUUAAGUUGACAGAUCCUUGUCCCGAACAUUGCCCUUCUGGAGAAUUUAUAAGGGAGAUACCUUUAGCUACCCGUAUACCUGAAGAUGCUCAAUUGGAAGCUUAUUAUGAUGAAACUGGAGCUGUUCUUGAGAUUAUGGUGCCGAAGCAUCGUGCCGGGUCCGAAGAACAUGAAGUUAGAGUGUCCAUGCGCCCGCCACAUCUUGUUGAUCCGUUAAACUUCUGUUGAGGUUAGAAAGUUGGGUAAAGCAUGUGUGUGGGUGGCUGAUAGGUUUAACUACUGUUAUUUACCAUAUGCCGUUAACAAAAUAAAAAUUGCUUUAUUUGUGAGCUUGAUUUAUCGUACACAAGCUUGAUAAAUACUAUUUUAUUAUUUUGGUGCAUUGUGUGGGGAAAUUUUUUAAUUUG